Messenger RNA from Onychostoma macrolepis, 1749 nucleotides. RefSeq lists its product as uncharacterized. Lineage: Eukaryota; Metazoa; Chordata; Actinopteri; Cypriniformes; Cyprinidae. The transcript has 7 exons. The coding region runs from base 340 to 1425 and encodes 361 amino acids. The record is from RefSeq and is a predicted model, not a curated record.
CUGACCUCAUUGUAAGGCGCGAUCCCAAGGUCCACUGCGAUUUCCCGCUUGGUCCUUCAAAUUUGCCAGCUUCCAACAUUCUCCUUUAUUUUAACCUCCCUCCACACACACACACACACACACACACACACACACACAAACCAAAGGCACUUUUAAGAGCCACGUCUGUUUUGUUAACCUGUACUUGUCUCUCUGUAGCUCGCUCUGUCUCUUUCUCUAUUUACAUUGUUCGAUCUGUCUAUCUUUCUGUUUCUCUCAAUAGGUCCUACAAAAACUCUAUUUUAACACAUUGUCUGUCUGUUUUUUUGUAUAUUUCUUCUUUAUAUUUCUUGUCAAGUUAUGACGAGGCCCAAAUUCCGGCCCUGCCCAUCUUGCCAGACUCCUAAUCAGGCAAGCAGGAAAAGUUGUUAUGUCUGCUUUGGAAGUCUGUCCACUAAACAAAAAAUAAAUGACAAAGUAGUGUCACUGGAUAGCCAGUGGGGGCAAUCUGUCAAGAAAAGCAGAAAUGUUGGGCGCAUAAUUGAUUCUGCCCGUAUUGCAGUGCGGAAACUUGAGGCAGUGGGUUACAAGCCCAUUUUAUUUAUUGGAAAACAAAAUAAAAAGGCUUCAAAUAAGUGGGUUGCAGACAUAAUUACCCAUCUGCACCCCACUCCUGUCACAAGAAAUUUUUUGGAGAAUAUGCAUAGGGCUUAUGAAUUUAUCUUGACUAAGGCAACCUCCACAGCACAGCAGCUGGACAGUGACAUCCCCACAGCAGAGCAGCACAACAGCCCCCGUCAGGAGCAGUGCAGUGGUUCCAUUCUGGAGCCGGAGAGCCUCACCGAGGACCUGCCAGAGAACCUCACCGAGGACCUGCCGGAGAGCCUCACCGCGGAGCAGUCGAAGAAUCUCACAAAGGAGUCCGAGACUGUAUUUAUACUCAACCUUGUUUCUCUGUCUUCCCCACACUCUCCAACUUCUCUCUCUCCUCCAUCUUCUACUACUUUUACAGCUGUUCUUCCUCCACAGUCUUCUCCACUGCCAUGCUCUAAGUCUUUGCAACAGAGGAAGAAAAGGACAAAAACCUCAAUCUGUUCACCAGCACCUUCUGCCACCUCUGUCUCUCCUCCAUCUCUUAUCCCCACAGAUCUCUCCCUUCCACAGUCUUGUCCUCCACCUGCUGCCUCUUCCAUCUCCCAGUCCUUGAGUCAGGAGGGGCCAAGUGUGAAGAAGAAAAGAAAGGGUUGCCGAAAAUGUAGUAGACAGAAGAUCUUCCUGUUUGAUAAAAUAACUGGGGAAAGAAUAAAUGAGGGAAAAGCAGAAUUGAAAGUCCACUGGUUGCCUUGCACUGUGUGUAGCAAAACUUGGGAUGACACAUGGGAGCCUGCCAGCGAGUUGCAUCAUUUUUUGCCAGUGUCUCCAAAUCCCAGCCAUCUUUCACCAUGACAGUCUCCUCACCCUGAACACCUGGACUCGUCAAGCACACUUCAGUUCUGAGUGUGUUGUUGUUGUUUUGCUUGCUGUUCUUCAUUAAAGUUUUUGCACAGUGCAUACACUCUUUUAGUAUUUUUUAAAAAAAAGUUGUCAUUUUAAACACCUUUUGCAUUUGUCAUGAACUGCGUAACAGCCAGGUAGUGUAGCAUGGAGAGGGCCUGCUACAAACACGCUGUUUGUUAUAAUGGCAUGCCCAAAGAUAUUAUUUUUAAAGAUUUUUGCAGUGCAAUUUUAGUAUUGCAUUGAUGCAAACUCCUCCCCUGUAGGUGACAACUC